Messenger RNA from Oryzias latipes (Japanese medaka), 5223 nucleotides. RefSeq names its product transmembrane channel-like 2a (gene tmc2a). The record is from RefSeq and is a predicted model, not a curated record. Lineage: Eukaryota; Metazoa; Chordata; Actinopteri; Beloniformes; Adrianichthyidae. Gene Ontology annotation, biological process: vestibular reflex; detection of mechanical stimulus involved in sensory perception of sound. Gene Ontology annotation, cellular component: plasma membrane. Gene Ontology annotation, molecular function: mechanosensitive monoatomic ion channel activity.
CGUUUUUAAGGGACUGGUUUUUCUUUCACACUGAUCACAUGUUCAGCUUCUCGUGUCUCCCUGUCAUCCGUCAGUUCACCUGUGUGGCUCUAAAGAGGCUCUCACCUGAGGGAGUACACGAGCGUGUAAUGGGAUCAUUAUGGACGGAAAAACGAGCUCCACUGUAUUAUUCAAUGAGGUGGAGACGUUAGGCUGCGGGCUGAGCCGAUCCGCACCUUCUGCUGUCAGAGUUCCCCUCACCCCCCACAACCCCCCCAGCCGUGUUUCCAGGAAACUCCGAUUAGAAAGAAGGAAAACGUUGCACCUGUGCACGUGGAGCUUGAAUGGGCUUGGCCCGAGGAAACCCAAACCUUCAUUAAAUGUUCAGCACGUCUGGAGUUCUCAAGUGUUUGGUCUCCAAUAACCACAUGAGUGAGAGUGUUUAAUGGCACAUUUAGAAUAGCACCACUCCUGGAAAAGCAUCCCGUAGGAUCCAGAGCCUGGAAAUCCAUCACAAUCCCACAGACUGUCUGCUCACCUCCAAAGAUUUGGGUUGAAAUUAAAGUCGGAGCUUUCAUCUCUCAGGUGUGGAAGCUCCUGAUUAUCCAUCAAGUGAGGAGCUGCAGCCGCCGUCUCCAUGGAGACAGACCAGUCAGAUACUUGAGUUGGGUGUUGGUGGGGAGCCAGAGCAGAACAGACAGCACACAAACGGACCCGGAGGGAAGCUGCUUUUGACGUUCCACCAUGCCGAGGAAGGGAGCUGUGCGGUCUGAUGAUGUGAGUGUGGAUGUAGAAGAUGAGCAGAGCGACAGCGACGACGGGGACACCAAGAGGAGAGGAAACAGGAGACAGGCAGGGGGGGGAGGAAGAGGAGGAGCCAGAGGGCGAGGUCGAGGCAAGAAAGCAGACAGUGAUGAGGAGGACGAGGAGGAUGAAGCUCCCAAAGGACGCAGAGGGGCACAGAACAAGAGACCAGCGAAGAAACGAGGUGGCAAAAAUGAGGAUGAUGAGAGUGAGGAAGAGGCUCCCAAAAACAAGAGAGGAGGCGCAGCCAACAAGAGGAAAGGAGGCAAGGGCCGAGGAGGAGAUGAUGAAGACAGCCCGGCUGAGAAAGGAAAUAAAGGGAAGAAAGGAGGAAAGAAAGGAGGAAAAGAGGAAGAAGACAACAAGGGCAAGAAAGGAGACAAGGGAAAAGAUGAGAAGAACAAGAAAAAGAAGAAGGAUGACAGCUCCUCUGAUUCCAACUCAGACUCAGAUGAGGAGGAGGACUCCAUGUCGGAGGGAGAGAUGGCCCGGUUGAUGGAGGAGGUAGAGGAGAAGAAGAAGCUGAUCGCCACCAUCAGAAACAAGCCAUGGAGGAUGAAACGAAGGCUCGUCCUACUGAGGGAGGCCCAGCAGUUUGUGGAUAAAUUUGAAGGAGCUUUGGGGAAAGGCAAAGGCAGGAAGUGGUACGCUUACAAAGUGAUGAUGACAAAGAAAUGGAUCAAGUUCCAGAGAGAUUUUGAGAACUUCAGGACGGCGUGUAUCCCUUGGGAGAGGAAGAUCAAAGAAGUGGAGAGCCACUUUGGCUCGUCCGUGGCGUCGUACUUCAUCUUCCUGCGCUGGAUGUACGGCAUGAACCUGGUGCUCUUUGGUCUGACCUUUGGACUAGUUGUCAUGCCUGAGGUCUUGAUGGGUCUUCCGUAUGGGUCAAUUCCCAGGAAGACUGUGCCCAGAGCCGAGCAAGACACCGCUCAAGACUACUCCGUCCUCAUGGAUUUCAACGGCUACUGCAAAUAUUCAGUGCUGUUCUAUGGUUAUUACAACAACCAGAGGACCAUCGGUCUGUUGAAGUUCAGGCUGCCUCUGGCCUACCUCAUGGUGGGGCUCGGCACAUUUGGCUACAGCCUGAUGCUCGUCAUCCGCACAAUGGCAAAAAAUGCGGAUGUUGGUGGUGGAGAUGGAGAUGAAGGAGAGUUCACGUUUGCCUGGAAGAUGUUCACCAGCUGGGAUUAUCUGAUCGGCAACGCAGAGACCGCUGACAACAAGUAUGCCUCCAUCACCACCAGCUUCAAGGAGUCCAUCGUGGACGAGCAGGAGAACCAGAAGGAUGAGAACAUUCACCUGCGCAGGUUCCUCAGAGUCCUGGCCAACUUCCUGAUCACCUGCAGCCUCGGUGGAAGCGGCUACCUCAUUUACUUCGUGGUCAAACGGUCUCAGGAGUUCGCCAACAGGGAUGACCUCAGCUGGUAUGAGAAGAACGAGCUGGAGCUCAUCAUGUCUCUGCUGGGCCUCGUUUGUCCUCCUCUCUUUGAGACCAUCGCCGAGCUGGAGGACUACCAUCCUCGAAUCGCCCUCAAGUGGCAGCUGGGACGCAUCUUUGCUCUUUUCCUAGGGAACCUCUACACCUUCCUGUUCGCGCUGUUCGACGAGGUCAACACAAAGCUGGAAGAGGAGGGAUCCAUUAAGAACGCCUCCAUCUGGGCCAUGAAGGAAUACUAUGCAAACUUUUCCCUGCCGGUGAAUGACAGCGAGGCCACCCCACCCCCCAUGGACCCAGGAGACGUGAUCCGAGGGCCCUGCUGGGAGACUGCUGUCGGCAUAGAGUUUGUGAAGCUGACCGUGUCGGACAUUCAGGUGACUUACCUCACCAUCCUGAUUGGUGACUUUGCCAGAGCUGUCAUUGUUCGUUUCCUCAACUACUGCUGGUGCUGGGACCUGGAAGCUGGAUUUCCGUCUUACGGAGAGUUUGACAUCAGUGGGAACGUCCUUGGUCUGGUCUUCAAUCAGGGGAUGAUCUGGAUGGGAGCGUUUUACGCCCCCGGCCUGGUGGGAAUCAACGUGCUGCGCCUCCUCAGCUCCAUGUAUUACCAGUGCUGGGCAGUGAUGGCCACCAAUGUCCCCCACGAGAGAGUCUUCAAGGCCUCCAAGUCCAACAACUUCUAUAUGGGUCUCCUGCUCCUCGUGCUCUUCCUAAGUCUGCUGCCUGUGGUCUACACCAUCAUGUCCCUGCCCCCCUCCUUCGACUGUGGCCCCUUCAGCGGGAAGGAGAAGAUGUUUGACGUGAUCAUGGAGACCAUUGACCUGGAUCUGCCGGCCUUCAUGGGAACGCUUUUUAGCUACGCAGCCAACCCCGGCCUGAUCAUCCCAGCCGUGCUGCUCAUGGUACUGGCCAUCUACUAUCUGAACUCGACGUCAGAGGCUUACCAGAACGCCAACAUGGAACUGAAGAAAAAGAUGCAGAUGGCUCGAGAUGAAGAGAAGAACCGAAGAAACAACACAGACAGCACCAACCAGGUGAUGAAGGACCUGGAGGACCUGCUGCCCAAUCGCUCCCUGGCCCCGCCUGCCCCGCCGGAGCCUGAGAAACCCAAGGAGCCUGAAGGAAAACCGACCAAGACCAGAGGCGGAGCCGCCGGGAAGGGUGUUGACCUGCAGAAAGACGUGAGCCUGGCUUCAUCCAACCCAAACGCUAGAGAGCCCGUGACCCGCGCUCCCGGGGCCAGAGGCCGCGGACAGCCUCCCGGGGGCCGGGGAAGAGGAGGACCCCCUCCAAGAUGACAUCCUUUUUCUUGUACUGGCAACAGUUACACCGUCAGAUGAGGUCAAUUUAGAAUCUACAGUCUUAAAAAACAGAAAAAAAACUGUUAUGUAUAUUUUAAGAUCCACUCCAAUGAAAAUUGUGUUUUUAACAUGUUUUUCUGGCAUUUUUUUCUGACGAUGGAGGUGAUUUGUAAACAGUGGCGGACUUAGCAGUUUGGGGCCCUGGGUGAACAAUAACAUAGGGCCCUCUGUAUUAAUCUUUUUUUUUUUUUAAUCCUUACCUAGGGUAAAUGUCCAUCCAAUAACUUCACUGGUCUACUUUUAACCUAUGUUCACACUUUCAAGAACGCCUGUUUAGCCCAUGGUGUUCACACUGGUCAGGCAGGGAGGGACUUCAUCAUUCUUUCUUUUUGCUUCUGUUUACUAGCACAUGACCACCACCUACAUUUGGAAGUGGCUUGGUGCGACAUGUUGAUGUGGUGCAAAUCUUGCAAUUUGGGGACAAAACUGAAACGGUUUAGUUCAAAUCAAAUCCAACUUUAUUUAUUAAAACAAAACGCUUCUCGUGCAUUGUAGAACUUGAAGCACUUUAACAUUUAGAACAAAAAACACAAUAAUACGAUAAAAACCCAACCCACCCUUCACCCUUCCCACUCCCCUCCAUUAAAACAUACGACCCAUGACCCCACAUACAUUGAAUACUGAUAAAAGUAACUUCUAAAAGAAAUGUAAGGCUUGGCUCUGCUGUGAGGAAACAGUAUUUGGGAAUCUCUUCAUACCAGGAGUCAGCUCGGCCGUGGGAACAUCGCCACAGUGCCCACCCAGACCGGGACAACAAGGGGUCCAAUUCCCAGCCGUGAGGCUCCAAUGUUAAACUCCAGCUGCCCCAGCAAGGGCGACAACCGCGGCAACAACCACCAACCCAGCUGGCAAGUCCUGGCAGAAAAGAUCCCCACAAGAAACACUGGAGCUAAAAUCAUGACAAAAUACUAAAAUUAAAGACAUACAAUGAAUAUGAAGACAUAAAAUUUAGAAAAAAGCAUUUAUAAACCAUUAAAAGAAUGCUUGAUGAAUGAAUGGACAUCAAGAGGGUGGAUGUGUACAGGUGUACAAACUGGACUGGUCAGACAACAAAAGGGUCCUGCACAAAAAGGGUCAGAGUCGCCUCCACCUCCUGAGGAGACUGAGGUCCUUUGGUGUGUGUAGGCCACUACUUAGGACUUUUUACGAAACUGUGGUUGCAUCCAUGACUUUCUAUGCAGUGGUCUGCUGGAGAGGAGGAAUUACAGACAGGGACGAGAAGAAACUGGACAAGCUGGCCAAGAGGACUGGCUUGGUCCUGGGCUGUCCCCUGGACUCAGUGGACUCUGCUGGUGAGAGGAGGAUGCUGACCAAGCUAUCCAGCAUGCGGAACAACCCGUCUCACCUUCUGAAUGAGGCGGUGAAUACCAUGAGCAGCUCGUUCAGCCGCAGACUGCUGCAACCUCAGUGCAAAAAAAAACGCUAAAGGAGGUCCUUUGUCCCAACAGCAAGACUGUACAAUAACUACUGAAACCGCUGCUGUAUUUACUUAUUUAUUUAUGAUGUGUACUUUUACCACCAUUUUCACUAUUACUUUGGUCUUUUUCUCUUGCUAUUUGUUUUCCCAACUGUUAUAUUUCUUUUUUGGUGCUGUAACAACUGAAGUUCACACUGGGAUCAAUAAAGUCAUAUCUUAUCUUA